Messenger RNA from Acanthocheilonema viteae, 1722 nucleotides. Lineage: Eukaryota; Metazoa; Nematoda; Chromadorea; Rhabditida; Onchocercidae. The record is from the annotation of a GenBank genome assembly.
AUGUCAUUUGUUUCUGCUCCAAUAUCACGUCAGCACCUUGGCGGACGUUUACGUGAAUCAGCUGUUACAAAUGGUCGUACCAUAAAGUUUGUUACGGAAGUUGGAUCAACGACAUCGUUGACAAGCGGUUCCGGAAUGUUAAGUGCAUCACCGUUUGGUCAGAAUGCUGCGUCAACCAUACGCGAUAGCCGUGAACGUGAGAAAAAAGAGAUGAGUGACUUGAACGACCGCUUAGCUACCUAUAUUGAAAAAGUUCGUUUCCUGGAAGCACAAAAUCGAAAAUUAGGAGCGGAUUUGGAUCUUCUUCGUGGAAAAUGGGGAAAAGAUACAUUUAACAUCAAGCAAAUGUAUGAAGGAGAAAUUUCGGAUGCGCGUAAGUUGAUUAAUGAAACGAUAAAACAACGUGAUGAUCUGGAAAAACAAAUCCGUAAAAUGCAAGAUGAAUUAUCCGACUAUCGAAAAAGAUAUGAAGAAGCACUACAAUCACGUGAUACAGAUCGUAAAAAAAUUGAUGACAUGUUUUUACGGCUUUCACAAAUUGAAGCUGAAAUUAACGCUUUACGACGUCGCAUUACGGAAUUGGAAGAGGAAGUGAUGCGUAUCAAGAAAGAAAAUCAGCGACUAUUGGGAGAACUGCAACGAACACGAACUGAUGUAGACCAAGAAACGCUGAAUCGUAUUGAUCAUCAAAAUCAAGUACAAACACUAUUGGAAGAAAUUGAUUUCAUCAGACGUGUUCAUGAACAAGAGAUACGUGAGCUUCAAAGUCUUGCCGCUCGUGAUACUACACCCGAGAAUCGAGAAUUCUUUAAGAAUGAAUUAGCAUCCGCAAUUCGUGAUAUUCGUGCUGAAUAUGAUCAGAUAACAAAUGUCAAUCGUACGGAUAUGGAGUCGUGGUAUCGUUUGAAAGUUCAAGAAAUUCAAACUCAGUCGGCUAGACAAAACAUUGAACAUGGUUAUGCUAAGGAAGAAGUAAAAAGAUUGCGUACACAGCUUGCUGAUCUUCGUGGCAAACUGACCGAUUUAGAAGGACGAAAUUCUUUGCUUGAAAAACAGAUUCAAGAGCUAAACUACCAGCUAGAAGAUGACCAACGUUCAUAUGAGGCAGCGCUGAAUGAUCGUGAUGCGCAAAUUCGAAAGAUGCGUGAAGAAUGCCAAGCUUUGAUGGUUGAACUUCAAAUGCUACUUGAUACUAAGCAGACAUUAGACGCCGAGAUAGCAAUUUACCGCAAGAUGCUAGAAGGUGAAGAGAAUCGUGCCGGACUGCGUCAAUUGGUAGAGCAAGUUGUACGUACUCAUGAGUUAACUCAUCGAGAAGACACCGACACGAUGAAAAUUAUGAAAGGUGAGGCUGCAUCACGCGCAUCAUUUCAACGAUCUGCUAAAGGAAAUGUUUCCAUUCAGGAAACAUCUGCUGAUGGCACCUUUAUUAUAAUACAAAAUACGCAUCGCGCUAAGGAAGAAUCAAUUGGUGAAUGGAAAUUAAAAAGAAAAAUUGAUGGGAAAAAAGAAAUCAUAUAUACAUUUCCUCAUAAUUUUAUUCUUAAACCUGGAAAAAGUGUUAAGAUUGUAGCCCGUGGACAUGGCAUUUCAUCACCACCUGAACAGCUUAUCUUCGAUGGAGAAGAUUCAUUUGGAUACGGUUCAAAUGUUCAUACCACUCUUUAUAGUCGUGAUGGUGAGGAACGAGCUACGCUUAUUCAACGUUCAAGCCAAGCUUAA